Messenger RNA from Pygoscelis adeliae (Adelie penguin), 1125 nucleotides. It is a transcript of the gene TEKT4, whose product is annotated as tektin 4. Bases 1 to 1125 code for a protein of 374 amino acids. The transcript has 7 exons. Gene Ontology annotation, biological process: cilium movement involved in cell motility; cilium assembly. Gene Ontology annotation, cellular component: nucleus; microtubule cytoskeleton; sperm flagellum. NCBI's taxonomy places the organism in Eukaryota, Metazoa, Chordata, Aves, Sphenisciformes, Spheniscidae. The record is from RefSeq and is a predicted model, not a curated record.
AUGACAAACGCGACAACGGCACAUCGGGAGCUGGCCGAACAUGCCGCUGCCACCGCCCAGCGCGCCCAGCAGGACUCCACGGCCACCGUGGGCCAGCGCCUGCAGGACAUCUACUUCUGGAAGGCUGAGCUCCAGAAGGAGAUUGAGGACCUCGAUGCCGAGACGGGCCUGCUGGCGGCCCAGAAGCUGCGGCUGGAAAAGGCGCUCGAUGCCACCAAGGUGCCCUAUGCCAUUGCCACCGAUAACCUGCAGUGCCGGGAGAGGAGGCAACCCCCGGACCUGGUCAGUGAUGAGGUGGAGAGAGAGUUGCUGAAGGAAGCUGAACUUAUCAGAAAUAUCCAGGAGCUUUUGAAAAGAACUUUGACACAAGCUGGUAACCAGAUGCGAUUAAAUCGAGAUCACAAAGAGGUUUGUGAAAUGGACUGGUCAGACAAAGUUGAAACGUAUAACAUUGAUGAUAAAUGUGGAAGAUACAGUAACCAGAGCACCAACAUCCAGUUCCAUCCUAGUUCAGUGAAGUUUGAAGAGAGUGCCUCAACACCGGAGACAUGGGCCAAGUUCAGUCAUGACAACAUCUACAGGGCAGAACGAGAAAAACUGGCUUCCAUCAAUCUUCGUGCCUUGAUUGACAAUAUUCUUCAUGACGUAUCUGAGGACCUGAGGAUGCAAUGUGCUGCUGUUAAUGAGGCUUUUGCCAAACGCUGUGACGAGCUGGAUGAUACAAAACACAAACUAGAGCAUCAUUUGAAAAAAAUCCUUAAGGAGAUUGGAGAUCAAGAAGCUAACAUUGCUGCUCUCAAAGAAGCUAUCAGAGACAAAGAAGCCCCAAUGAAAGUUGCUCAAACAAGGCUGUAUGACAGGUCUUUUAGGCCCAACAUAGAGCUCUGCAGAGACGAAGCACAAUUCAGGUUGAUCAGUGAAGCUGAAGAACUAACGGAGUCCAUUGAAUCCCUGAAGAAAAAACUGCUGGAAUCUGAACAGUCUCUGAGGAACCUGGAAGACACACGGAUGGAUUUAGAAAAAGAAAUAGCUGUGAAAACGAACAGUAUUUUUAUUGAUAGGCAAAAGUGCAUGGCCCAUCGCACACGCUACCCUGUUGUUCUUAAAUUAGCAGGUUACCAGUAG